UCACCGUUGUCAUCUUGCUGAGAUCUUUUUAAGUUUCUUAAAUAAAAUCUGAUCAAUAACAACACUGCAAAGCACUAGUUGUGUUUGGUUGAAGGAUCAAUAGCAAGAAAGAAAUUGAUGACAAAACAUUUGAAAAAUACUGUGAUUAUGACAAUGGAUGAAAAUGUUUUGAUUUGAUUAUGAAAGUGCAAUGAAGUGCAAUGAAGUGCAAGAAGCUGAACGAAGUUGGGUAUGCGCCUUGGCACCAGCUCGCAUUGAUUUGGCUGGAGGCUGGAGUGACACACCACCAAUUACAAAUGAUGUUGGAGGUGAAGUGACAAAUAUUGCUGUAAAAGUUGAUGGCCAAAAACCUAUUGGAGCUAAAAUCCGUAAAAUUGAAGAGAAUGAAUUAGUUCUAGUCAUACUUAGUAAAAAAAAUGCUGAUCCGAAAGAGUCACAUAGAAUAGUUUGCAAGGAGUUGAAAGACCUGGAGGAUCGUAAUGAACCUAAAGCUGAAGGUGCACUACUUAAAGCAGCUUUCUUGUGUACUAAAGUUGUAAAUAUCGAAUCAGAAAAACAUUAGCUGACCAACUGCGAGAAGAAGGAUAUAACUGCGGUUUUGAGUUGCACACUUGGUCAAAUUUACCACAAGGCUCAGGCAUGGGAACAAGUAGUAUACUUGCUGGCGCAGCUUGUGCUGUAAUUGGGAGGAUUACAGGAAAAAAUUACAGUGAAAAAGAAUUAAUAGAUCUUGUGCUAAAAGUGGAAAAAGAAAUGUCAACUAAUGGAGGUUGGCAGGAUCAAGUUGGAGGGUUGAUAGCAGGUGUUAAAUACACAAAUUCGCCAGCUGUAAAAGAUGAAGAACCAAUCCGCGUCUAUCCAAAGCAAUUGUUAGUUACUGAUGACAAAUUGAACAAACUCUGCAGCAGAAUGGCUUUAAUAUUUACUGGAGAAACAAGAUUAGCUAAAAAUGUUCUUGAGAAUGUAAUAAAACAAUGGGAAAACGGUGAGGACAGAAUAAAAGAAAACGUACAAGAACUGAAACAAAAUGCAAAUGAAUGUGCCGAAGCUUUGAUUCAAGGUAAUAUAACCAAGCUGGCAGAAUGUCUGAACAAAUAUCGUGAGCAAAAAUCAAUAAUGGCGCCCGAUUCUGAACCAGAGGAAGUUCGCGACUGUUAUAAAAUUCUUAACAAGCAUGAAUGUGCUGGUUACUGCUUGGUUGGAGCUGGUGGAGGCGGUUAUUUGGUUGUUAUCACAAAAGAAGGAAAAACGGUUGAAGAACUGAGAAAAUUAGUUUCACCCAAGUAUGAAGUGAACAAAAUACAAAUAGAUAACGAAGGUUUGGUUUUCACCUCUCAUGCAGACUGGGUGGAGGAAACCAAGAAACUAACACAAGAUUAAAAAUUGUGGAGAACAAUGUAGCUGCCAGCAACACAAGCGCUAAUGGAUUUCUUUUUUUGUUGGAUUCAUAUAUAUUUCUGCACUAUAUUCAAUGUUAAGCUCCAUCGACAUCUUUUGUUUUCAAGAAAUAUAAAAAUGCAUAUAUGAAUAUGAUCACUCCUUGCAUAUAACGACACUGCCCAACGCUAAAUCACUGCACGAUUAACAACAAUUCAUUACAGUUGGACUAUAGUGCUUUAAAUACUCUUUAUCCUUGCACAAUCCAUAAAAAUAUUACUAUUUUAACUGUGUAGUCCUUGCUCCUUUUAAUAAAUCUAGUUCAUUAAAUGAAA
Xenia sp. Carnegie-2017 is the source of this 1712-nucleotide messenger RNA. RefSeq names its product L-fucose kinase-like. Gene Ontology annotation, molecular function: fucokinase activity. The transcript is spliced from 13 exons. Gene Ontology annotation, biological process: GDP-L-fucose salvage. The record is from RefSeq and is a predicted model, not a curated record. Bases 640 to 1380 code for a protein of 246 amino acids. Lineage: Eukaryota; Metazoa; Cnidaria; Anthozoa; Malacalcyonacea; Xeniidae.